Trichobilharzia szidati is the source of this 2133-nucleotide messenger RNA. Lineage: Eukaryota; Metazoa; Platyhelminthes; Trematoda; Strigeidida; Schistosomatidae. The record is from the annotation of a GenBank genome assembly.
CUUAUCUAUUUAGUCUUAUUAAAGAAACAGAUUUUAAAAGUUAUGGCAAGUGAAAUGAUUCCUAAAAAGGACGGAAUUCCAAUUAUUUAUCAGGGGAUAAAUGAAACGUUGAUCAGGAGCAGUUCAUUUGGUCUACAGCUGCACUAUAGUUACCCACUAUCCAACCUCUGCCUGAAAGGUAUACAAAUCUAGGUUUUCCAGCUGUAGCUGAGAUUCCAAAAAAUGUUUUCCAUCUAAAAUGAAACAAAGUACUUGGUCCAGCACUUUCCGUAAUUAACCUAGAAUUGGCAUUUGAAUCCGUCCAUCGCGAGAUGCUGUAGAGAUGUCUGGGAGUGAAACUUGUAUCUAUAGACCAGGCAGUUUAAAAAUCCCUCGUCCAACAAAUUCAAAAUGUUCUCCGGUCAGAUUGAAUAAUGCAUUUAGUUUUUUUGCAUUUAUAAGUACUUAUUCAUAACCUCCUGCUGGUCACAUGAAUUACUCUUUGAUAUGUAUGCCAUAAGUGAUGUCUUCAUUAUUGGGAUUUUCUGAGUUGAUAAUGAAUGUAUUUAUUGAUUUUUGUCUUCUAUCUUUUCAUAGCUCAUAACAUUUUGUCCUUUUUUCAAUGGAGGACCAACUACUUUUCGAAAAUCUGGAUGAAAAAUUAGAGGAUGAAAAUGGAUUUGUCACUGCCAAUUGGUUGUCAAUCACUUUCGACUUAAAUAUAAAUGAUUCGAGACGUCUUAUGGCCUCAUACAUUCAGGCCCGUGACAACUUAUCAUCUGUUUAUCUGUUAACUGGAAUCAGUUCACAAGGCGAUAUUUUAGUAAAACUUGUCAACUCAGAACAACUUUCAUUGGCUGAAAAGUCUUUCUCGUCUCCACCAAAACGUGUUGUGUAUAGCAUACAACGCCAAAAGUGCAAGGAUUCUUUAUCAUUAGCAUGCUGUAACUUGUUGCAUGAUAUCUCAGAAAAUCAGUUAAAAAGAAUAAUCAGUAUCCCGUGGGAACCAAGUACUAAGUCUUCUCGUACUCCGUUUUCAUGUCGGGAAAAUCAGGAAAUCACCCAAGAGAUUACACCAAAGGCUGUAGCAAAAUCUGAUGUCCCCACAAUUCCGAAACUUGCUACGACUGGACACGAUGAAAAAAUCAAAACAUCGGACUUGAAAAACUUUUUCACUAAAGCAGAGAAACCUGUUCAACAAGUUAACAUACCUCAAAAGGAUGUAAAGCCAAAUAACAAGAUCGAAGUAAUAUCCAAACCAGUAAAAGUCGAGAAACCGAAAGGACUUGUAGUCAUAGAAGAAGAUGAUGAGGAGUUUGGUCCGAAAAAUACACUUUCAGCACAGAAACGAAAACGUGUUGUCAUUGAAUCCGAUGAUGAAGAAGAAAAUGUGGAAAACGAGAAUCGUAAAUAUGCUGGCUCAGUUAAUUCAAAAGCUAAUUCACAACGUGAUGAUAAAUCCACAAAGAAGAAACAAAAUCCUAGUAAUAAGGAUAAAGGAAAAGUGUUGGUAUCUGAUUCGGAGACAGAUUCGUUUAUUGUUGAGUCUGUAAAACCAGAGAAAUCACCUAAGAAAAUGAAAAAGACAGACGUAGAGAAAACUCCAUCACAUUUGGUGAAUAAGCCUGAAGUAAAUUUGAAAAGUUCACCAAAGCCUCCUGAAGCAGCUCGUCCAAAUCGUAUUCGCCAUCAAGUAAUGAAAACGUUUGCAGAUGAAGAUGGCUUUAUGGUUACAGAAAAGGGUUGGGAAAGUGCUUCAGAUGACGAGACUUCCAAACCGGCAGCAAUGACCAACGUUGAUUCAGAUAAAAGCCAGAAAAGUCAACCGAGCUUGCAGUUGAAAACUGACAAUUCCGCUUCACUAACUGCAUCUCCCAUUAUCAAACCAGACAAACCGAUUAAACAGGCGAACAAGAAGAAUACAAACAUCAAACCGGCAGUAAAACAAGCCUCAUUGUCUUCUUUUUUCAAAUCCAACAAUACAUAGUUGUUUUGAGAUUAUUAUUUUUUUUCAUUGUAAAAUAUUAUACCACUGUAAUGUUAUCAAUAUAAGUUAUCCAUGUAUUAUAUAUUUUUAAUACUUGGCUUAUAAAGCGUUUUAUUUUCUUAACUGAAGUUCACGAUGAGUUAAUCUAAUAUAUACUAUUCUAAAAC